Colletotrichum graminicola M1.001 is the source of this 384-nucleotide messenger RNA. RefSeq lists its product as uncharacterized. Gene Ontology annotation, molecular function: mevalonate kinase activity; ATP binding. Gene Ontology annotation, biological process: isoprenoid biosynthetic process; ergosterol biosynthetic process. The coding region runs from base 1 to 384 and encodes 127 amino acids. The record is from RefSeq and is a predicted model, not a curated record. Gene Ontology annotation, cellular component: cytoplasm. Lineage: Eukaryota; Fungi; Ascomycota; Sordariomycetes; Glomerellales; Glomerellaceae. The transcript has a single exon.
AUGUGCAUACACGGCAACCCGUCGGGCGUGGAUAAUACAUGCUCCACGCAGGGCAAAGGCGUAGUCUUCCAGAGGCCCGACCACCAGAAGCCCUCCUUGGUCAAGUCGCUCUGGAACUUCCCGGAGCUGCCGCUGUUGCUGGUUAAUACCAAGCAAGCUAAGUCUACCACCGUUGAACUGGGCAAGGUCCAAAGACUUAAGAAUGCCCACCCGAAGGUGGUGGGGUCGAUCCUGGAAGCCAUCGACAGCGUCACGCGCAGUGCAAACGAGAUCAUUGACGACAUUGACAGCGAAAAGGAAGAGAGUCUCCGGCGCAUUGGGGAACUGAUGUCGAUCAAUCACGGUCUUUUGUCCUCGCUGGGAGUCUCGCAUCCUCGCCCUUGA